GCAGUGCAGACGCACUUGUCGUCCGCUCCAGCUAUGAGCAGCUCCGCAACAUACACCUGUUUCGAAACACCGUCGGGACUUUCUCCCUCUCCAUGAGCUCCGUAUUGAGCCGGCUCAGUUUGCCUCUGACACCGGCAGCAGGACUCUCCCGGUCACACUUCACUCCACCACCAGUCGUUCAAGUCGUCGCGAGACACCGGUGGAUGUAGCCUAAGUAAACCAGACUUAUUAAUUUUUAUGAGUUCCCUUACGAGCACGUGCGUUCUCUGCUUUCACACAGAAGCUUGGAAGUGAAUGCUGUGAACAGUGUUGGAAUGUAACAGGAUUAUCAUCUGACCUUAACUAGGUGGAGGCAAAGCAACCAGGCCAUUAGAUCACACCUUUUCUGAUCUUUGCUGACUUACAAUGCCUUUGAGGUCAUAAUGUCUAUGAUGAACCACGUUAUUCUACAGGAUAAAGACCAGGACAUUGAGAAGAAGCUGGACUGGAGUUACAUCGAGUGGGCUGAAAAUGAAGUCGUCACCACAGGUGUGGCAAAUGCACAGACACAAACAGAAUGGGGGCCUUUUGAGCACAAGGAGAGUCAGACCAGCAGCCCGGUCAUUAUGCACAUAGAUCUCACACGGACACACUCCAAGCUGAGACAUUCGUCCCUGGUGGACACAGACAGCUUGGCAGCACCUUUAUUCCAGUUUGACAGGCAGGCCCCUGGGCGCAUCUCCACGUCUCCCACCUUAAGGAGGAUGAGGAGCACCCGACGUCCUCUGAUGGAUACCUGGGAUCCUGUCAAGAUGGGUAGCACUCAGGAGGAGCCAUCCUCCGAAAUCCCCCUGUCCCCAGGACACAGAGUCAAGUCUUCUCUUGCAGCAAGCCCCCUCUCUGAUGGCGAGAUCUGUCAUGAUCAUCAGCCAAUUUUGUCCUCCAACCGACAGAGAAUCAGAUCACAAAGAUCAAAGACUUUUGACAACGGUAUCACUUCCAAGAGACAAGAAUGUAGCAGUGCUCAUCCUACUCUUAUUGAAGAUUUUGGAUUUCCUGACAGUGAAGUACAGGGGAAAGAGCAUUACCAUGACAGGCUUCAGGAAAGGAGACGAAGCUCCGUGGUGGUCAGUUUGCCCGGAUUGGAUGUUUCACCAGGAGACCUUUUUGUAUCCAAUGGAGCAGCUGACAUAUUAAAUGAUUCAAACUUCUCUGAUACUAAGAAGUCAAAGUGGCCUUUUUCAAGGCGUAGUACGACAAAAGGGAAGUCACAGACAGGCACAGCGUCAGAUAUUGAAAAGUGUCUCUCAACAUCACAGAUUCAAGACUGGAGAAACUCUGACCUUCAGAGGUAUAAGGACUACUCUCUGGCAGAGUUCCUGCAGGACCAGUCUUCCCAGGUGAGUGCCGCCUCUGACCCUCAGGGCUUCAAAAGACAGGAGGCCAUCUGGGAACUCUUCACCAGCGAGUGUGUUUACUUCCUGGAUCAGAUCAUGGUUCUCAAAGAGGUGUUUUUGGCUACACUCACAAACCUGCAUAUGAGGAACUGCCUGACUGAUGUCGACUAUUGGAGGCUGUUUGCUAACCUCAAUGAGCUUUGCCUGGUGAGCUUUGGUUUCCUGAACAACCUCCUCCGCGUCAUCAAGGACACAUUGGAGAUUACUGAGGGUGGCGGGCCCACCCUGCUGGAGCUGCUGCGCAAGGCUUACCAGGAGAGCAUAUGUCACUGCCUGCAGAAGUACUGCCUCAACUACUCCACAGCUCUGCUUUAUCUGGACAGCCUGAAGCUCAGAGAGGACUUUGGAUCUUACGUGAAGUGGUGUGAGAGGAACGAACAGUGCCGAAGGCUGCAACUGCGUGACCUGUUGGUGGCGCCGUUGCAGAGGCUAACUCGAUACCCGUUGUUGUUGCGGAAUAUUGCGAAGAGAAGCCAGACGGAGGACGAGACCAGAGGCCUGCAGGUUAUAAUUGAGCAAGUGGACACAUCUAUAUGUGAUUUAGAGGGAAAGGUCAAAUGGCUGGAUAACUACCAGAAAGUGAAACAGUUGAGAGAUGCCCUGGUGUGGCUGCCUGUGUGGGAGAGAGACAAGCGUGCCUUCGUCCCUGAGAAUCUGAAACAUCUCUUAAAGGCUGUCACUCUGGAGAAUCUUAUUUCCCACAGAAGUCUGCUGCAUGAAGGGAAACUUGUGCUCAUAGAGAACACAAAGCUGAUAGAUGUUUAUCUGUUCCUGUUUGACGAAUUCCUGCUGAUCACCAAGAUCAAGAGAAACAAGAAGCGGUCCAUCGGUCCAGAGCAGAAUCCUCUGAGGCUGCCACAGAACCUGGAGCUGGAUCAGCUGCUGAAGGAGGGAUGCACCUUCACAGUCCUGGACCAGCCCAUCUCUCUGGACCGACUCCAGCUCAAGAACAUCGAUCAGCUCAAUGCCUCAACAUCUGGGCUGCCUCACUCUUUCAUAAUCAUGCACCAAAACCGCUACCAGCAAUGUAUCGGUGCAUUCAUCCUGCAAGCCGCGUCUGAAUCUGCCAAGAGAGUGUGGAUGUCAAAGAUAGAGGGCGCUGUAACGGCGCUGCUGAAGCUGGACUCUCAGCAGCCUCGACUCAAGAGCUCCGCCCUGUGGCUGGAGUCUUCACAGAUAUGACCCAGCAACCAACACUAGAAGCCAUCAGAAAUGAGUCUACUGUCAAUGUGCACUUCACUCUCCUCCUGACGUCUUGUAAAUGACUGUACUAGCACUAGGAUAAUUUUGUAAACUAAAUGUUUGCCUUUUAAAGUCAGCUGCUGCCGUUGUGUACAAUAAAUAUCGGAUUAUGUAGUAAAA
This is a messenger RNA of Micropterus salmoides (largemouth bass), 2798 nucleotides long. It is a transcript of the gene plekhg7, whose product is annotated as pleckstrin homology domain containing, family G (with RhoGef domain) member 7. Gene Ontology annotation, biological process: Rho protein signal transduction. Lineage: Eukaryota; Metazoa; Chordata; Actinopteri; Centrarchiformes; Centrarchidae. The transcript has 17 exons. Bases 423 to 2618 code for a protein of 731 amino acids. Gene Ontology annotation, molecular function: guanyl-nucleotide exchange factor activity. The record is from RefSeq and is a predicted model, not a curated record.